Messenger RNA from Medioppia subpectinata, 1331 nucleotides. The record is from the annotation of a GenBank genome assembly. Lineage: Eukaryota; Metazoa; Arthropoda; Arachnida; Sarcoptiformes; Oppiidae.
UUUUGCAGACACAGACACUGCUGACUGACAUUAUGGUGAAUACUGAGGACACCAAAGAUGAGACGAAGCCAUUGGUGGCGUCGACGGCCAGCGGUUCCACUGCCGGCGGCGCGAGCGGUGGCGACGACUCCGGGUCGACGACCUCAGAGACCGAUUACUACGACUGGGAUGAGGACACCGGCGAGUAUGAAGUGGACAACUCGUUGGGUUCACGUGCCAUACGUCGAGUCAAUAACAGCCAAAUCAGCGAUUUGGCCACAGAAAAGGGCUUUGAGUUCGAGACCGGCGAUGAGUCGACCGAAGCCGAGAAGCAAGAGUUGGAUCCGUCGGCGGGAAACUACUGGACUCGGGAACAGAUGAUGAAACACUUGGAGACGUGUCCGAAGCCGGAGUCGAAUCCAGAGAUGGGCGACGAUUGCGAUAUCUAUGACGAGCGGAUCAAAUACAUGAAGGAAGUGGUGAAAGACGGCGUCUAUAAGCGAUACAUGCGUCGGGGCGCCGGUGCGCCAGUCAUGGAGAAUCAGGCGGUGCUCUACAAUCUGAACGCAUUCCUCGAGGGUCAGGACGAGCCGUUCGACUCCACAUGGCUGAGAGGGCGGCCCAAUCUUCACCGCCUGAACUACGACACAGUACUGCCCGGCGUGUGUCGCGCGCUGUUGACGAUGAGACGCGGCGAACGGUCUGAGUUUGUGGUGCGCCCGCACUUGGCGUACCUCGAGAUGGGUUGUCCGCCGCGUAUACCAGAAAACGCCACCAUUUUAUACAUCAUUGAAGUGAUCCGUGUCUUCGAUGAGGGAACUCUUAGCGCGUUGGACGCCAUGACCUUCGAUGAGAGAUCUCAGGUGCCGUUCGCGACGAUUGUCGGCCUCUGCGACGACGAACGCAAGUCAGCCAACGCUUACUUCAAAGCCGAGCGCUUCCGGGAGGCGGCCUUCCGCUACCGCCGAGCGAUCAGAGUUCUGGAGGACCUGACCUUCGCGUCCGAAGAGGAGAACCGCCGCAGCAAUGAGUUGUUACUCAAACUGUACGUCAAUAUCGGCAACGCGUACAACAAGUUAUCCAAACCGUUGUCAGCGGUCGGCAACUGUAAGAAAGCGCUGGCGAUUGACCCGCAGUGCGCCAAAGCUGUGUAUCAGUUGGGUUUGGCGAAGAUGUCGAACGCCGACUACGAGACGGCGCAGCGGCUCUUACGACAGGCGCACCAAAUGAAGCCCAAGGAUCAGGCGGUGAGCGACGCGUUGACACGUUUGGAUCACAUGAUGAAUGGCGAGCGCCUGGCGAAGGAAGAGAUGUAUCGCAAAAUGGGAUCUGUUUUUGUGUCGAAGAAGUAG